UGGCGCCGCUUGACAGAAGCUGCCGGGACAGUUUCCCGCCUCUUCCUGGUCACUUCCUUGUCUUUUUUACUUUUGUUUGUUGUUUUGUUUACAUGAUGCGGCGAACAAGAGGGUCGAGGAGUAAAGCAGAGAGUGCGGUAGAGAGCGGAGAUGUGCCGUCAAAAACAGUGUGGCAGUGGCAGGGAGACGAGGGCCAGUGGGAGCCGUUCUCUCCAUCGGCCUGCACCUCGUUGGACUCGGCCGUCUCCACGGGGAAAUCGUCCGUCACCGUGACGCUGAGCUCAGGAGCCUCGUACGUCAUCGACCUGAAGAAGAUGGUCCAGAAGAACCCUGUCACCAAAUACCAGAGGAAAAUCCGCUGUCAGACAGUAAAAACAGAUCCAGGUUUGAAUGGAAGCGGUGACCCAUCACGUGAAGAUGAGAGUCCAGUUCAAGUUAAAGAGGAAGAGGAGGAGCAGCCGGCUGCUAAGAGGAAGAGGGGGCAGAGCAAAAGACAGACAAAAACUAAAGAGGCACCCAAAGAAGAAAUGGAAAGUAAAGAGGUCGUGAAGACGGUGGUGAUGAAGGGCAAAGCUCCGGUGGACUCUGAGUGCAAAGCCAAACUUGGAAAGGCCCACGUUUACAGCGAAGGAAGCGACGUGUAUGACGUGAUGCUAAACCAGACAAAUCUUCAGUUCAACAACAACAAGUACUACUUGAUCCAGCUGCUGGAGGACGACAACUCGAAGGCCUACAGUGUGUGGAUGAGAUGGGGCAGAGUGGGUAAAGUGGGCCAGAACAGCUUGACAGGCUGUGGCGGAGACCUGCUGAAAGCCAAAGACGUCUUCAAGAAAAAGUUCCUUGACAAGACCAAGAACGAGUGGGAACAGCGGGCUAACUUUGAGAAAGUGGCUGGAAAAUAUGACAUGGUGCUGAUGGACUACAGCGCCAAUGGAAAGGAGGAGAGCCAGACUGUGGUGGACGCUGUGCCCAAGAAGAAGCCCUCAAAGCUGGACAUGAAGGUCCAGUCUCUCCUGGAGCUCAUCUGUGACCUGAAGGCCAUGGAGGAGUGUGUGCUGGAGAUGAAGUUCGACACACGUAAAGCUCCUCUCGGCAAGCUGACGUCCGAGCAGAUCCGUGCAGGCUACAUGGCGCUGCAGAGGAUCGAGGCGUGUCUGAAGAAGAAGGGCAGCAAUCGCGAGUUGCUGGACGCGUGCAACCAGUUCUACACACGAAUCCCACAUGACUUUGGGUUAAAAACUCCUCCCAUCAUCCGCACAGAAGAUGAGCUGAAGGAAAAAAUCGCCCUGCUGGAGGCUCUGAGUGACAUCCAGAUAGCGGUGAAGAUGGCCCAGUCCAGAGAGGACAGUGACGAGCAUCCGCUGGACCGACAGUACAGCUCCCUCCGCUGCCAGCUGCAGCCUCUGGACCCCAACAGCCACGAAUACACGGUGAUAGAGAAGUACCUGCAGUCCACUCACGCCACGACUCACAGAGAUUACACCAUGACUGUGCUGGACAUCUUCUCGGUGGACAGGGCGGGGGAGAGGGACAACUUCCUGUCACAGAUGCACAACAGGAUGCUGUUGUGGCAUGGUUCCCGCCUGUCUAACUGGGUUGGCAUCCUCAGCCAGGGGCUCAGGGUCGCCCCACCAGAAGCCCCCGUCACUGGGUACAUGUUUGGUAAAGGCAUCUACUUUGCUGACAUGUCGUCAAAGAGCGCCAACUACUGUUUUGCCAACCAGCGCAGCAACGUGGGGCUGCUGCUACUGAGUGAGGUCGCGCUGGGAGACUGUAACGAGCUGCUGGACGCCGACUACGAGGCCAACAAGCUGCCUGCUGGGAAACACAGCACCAAGGGCCUGGGACAGACUGGACCUGAUCCCACGAACUCUGUCACCCUAGACGGGGCGACGGUGCCGAUGGGACCCUCGGUGAAGACGGGCGUGGGGAAAGCCGGCGGCUACUCGCUUCUCUACAACGAGUACAUAGUCUACAACCCCGCCCAGACCCGCAUGAGGUACCUGCUGCGGAUCCGGUUCAACUACUCGUCACUGUGGUGAGGCCGUGCAGCACAACGUGGCCGUGUGUUGUGUUUUCAGGACAGAAAAAGGUUUGGGUGGACUUCUUUGCACAGCAGGGUUGAUCUGUUAAUCCAUAAUGCUUCAUAUACAGUUUACGCGUAUUUCUUGGUUGUGGUGAUAAUCAAGAGGUUGCACUUACUGGCCUGUAACAGAUACCAUAACAUUUUUUAUGAAUGAAGAAUGGUUAUUUUCUCAUUGACAACCAUGUGUUUUAGAAAAUGCACAGUAGGAGUGCAACAUAUUUGAAGGCGUCAAGGGUUGUCAAACUUUGUCAACACACAAACUUGCAUUUUCAAACAAUUCCAAAGUUGCUAUUGCAAGGUUUUUCCAAAAAUGGGUUUUUGGGAAUCUCUCUGGUCGUCAGUCCUCCUUGCUGCCUGUCUUUGUGAGUCACAAAAUGAUUUCAAAUGUUGAAACUUGUCAUAUCAUUUCUGAGUACUUGUUGGUUUGUGGAAUUAAGCUACAUAAUUGAAGGUUACAGCUUAUCAUUAAAGGUAAAGGGUAAGAAUGGUGUGUUCUGAUAUGAAAAAAAAAUCUCCAAAACAUUUUGCACUAUU
Molecule: messenger RNA, 2620 nt
Organism: Myripristis murdjan (pinecone soldierfish)
Lineage: Eukaryota; Metazoa; Chordata; Actinopteri; Holocentriformes; Holocentridae
Gene: parp2
Product: poly (ADP-ribose) polymerase 2
Exons: 17
Coding region: 93-2042 (649 amino acids)
Biological process (GO): double-strand break repair; protein poly-ADP-ribosylation
Cellular component (GO): nucleolus
Molecular function (GO): zinc ion binding; NAD+ poly-ADP-ribosyltransferase activity
Source: RefSeq, a predicted model, not a curated record